AUGGAUGAAAAUGGAAAUUGGCACGAUUCUAUUGAUGGUAUUGUAGAGGUGGCUAUGUCAUAUUUUAAGAAUCUGUAUUCCACUUCUUAUCCAACUCGUAUUUCGGAAGUCCUUGAUACUAUCCCAACUAGAGUCACUGAGGAUAUGAAUCAACUUCUUAUUCAAGAGUUCACAAGGGAGGAAGUUGAGGUAGCUCUAAAACAGAUGCAUCCAACAAAAGCCCCAGGUUCGAAUGCUUUUGAACUUAUGCACUAUUUAGAACAUAAGAAGGAUGGAAGGGAGGGUGUUAUGGCAAUAAAGUUGGAUAUGAGUAAAGCAUAUAAUAGAGUGGAGUGGGAAUUAUUCCUACAAGGCGGAGACCCAAUUUCACCUUAUAUGUUUCUAUUGUGUGCAGAUGGUUUUUCCUCCCUUAUUAAUAAUGCUGUCAGGAAUCAAAGAAUUAGUGGAGUAUCAAUAUGUAGAGGCUGUCCCAAGAUCACACAUCUGUUUUUUGUAGAUGAUAGUCUAUUGUUUUGCAAAGUAAAUAGUCAAGAAUGCCAAAAUCUUAUUGAUAUUCUCCAGCUAUAUAAAGCUGCAUCGGGUCAGAAAAUCAAUGUGGAUAAAUCUUCAGUCUUUUUCAGUAACAAUACCUCGGAUGAUAGAAGAUGUGAAGUGCUGAAUAUGUUGGGUCCAAUGCAAGAUACCCAACAUAAAAAAUACCUUGGCUUACCCUCAAUCAUUGGCAAGUCAAAAGUUGAAAUAUUUGCAGAAAUCAAAGAGAGGGUGGAGAAAAAAUUAUCGAGGUGGAAGGAGAAAAUGCUAUCAGUGGGUGGCCAAGAGAUCCUUAUUAAAGCUGUUGCUCAAGCAAUUCCAACAUACACUAUGAGUUGCUUCCAGAUCCCAAAGAGUCUUUGUGAUGAGAUUGAAGAAAUGAUGAGAAAGUUUUGGUGGGGUCAAAGGGGUCAAGAAUCAAAAAUUGCUUGGGUUAGCUGGAAGAAAAUGUGUAAGUCCAAGCUGAAUGGAGGAAUGGGGUUCAGAAAUUUACAAGCUUUCAACCUUGCUAUGCUAGCUAAGCAAGCAAAGACUAUCCUGAAUAUUCCCCUCAACCACAGCCUUCCAGAAGACCAAAUCAUAUGGGUGGGUAAUAAAAGGGGAGAAUUCAAUGUAAAAAGUGCUUAUUAUAUUGCGGUUGGGGUGCUAGAUACAAUGGAGGAAGGUGAAAGUUCUUCGAGUGAUUCUAGGAGUCCUCUUUGGAAGAAACUAUGGCACUUAAACAUUCCUCCCAAGGUACGUAUCUUUGCUUGGAAAAUGUGUAUGAAUGCUCUUCCUACUUUUGUGAACUUGCAAAGAAGGGGUGUUAAUCUUUGUGAUAUUUGUCCAGCUUGUGGGAAAGAGCCUAAAUCGAAUUUCCAUGUUUUUGUUAAGUGUGAAGCGGCUAGGAAAGUGUGGAGUUGUUGGGUAGAUAGUCCUGUUAAUUUGUUGAAUGGAAAUAUGGAUAUUAUAGAUAUUACUUUGAAAAUUGUUGAAUCGGGUACAUCCCAUGACUUGAAGGUUUUCUUUGGGGUUGCAUGGGCAAUAUGGUAUAAUAGGAAUAAAAUAGUGCAUGAGGCCUCAAGUCAGUAUCCUGAUCAGAAGGGAAGGGAAGGUCAAUUUUCGGUGGAGGAAGUUGAAGCGCUAGCUAUGGAGUGUGGUCUAAUUCUUGCCAAAGAGCAAAAGCUAUCUCAUAUCAUCUUGGAAUUUGAUGCAUUAACAGCUGUUACUAGUGUCACAGCAGAUGAAACAAAUGGUUGUCUUGGUCAUGUGUAUCAGGGGAUUCGUAGUUUGUUGUCUUCGUUUAGUAGUUGGAAUAUCAAGCAUGUGAAAAGAGAUUACAAUAGGGCAACUCAUUAG
Molecule: messenger RNA, 1869 nt
Organism: Quercus lobata
Lineage: Eukaryota; Viridiplantae; Streptophyta; Magnoliopsida; Fagales; Fagaceae
Exons: 5
Coding region: 1-1869 (622 amino acids)
Molecular function (GO): nucleic acid binding; RNA-DNA hybrid ribonuclease activity
Source: RefSeq, a predicted model, not a curated record